AUGGGCCAGCGCUUCAAAUCGUCGACACCAAUAGCCCCAUCCUCUUUGUCGUACUUUUGCAUGGGCUGCAUUGUGAUGGACGGGAUGGCGGCGAUGCAUGUGGCUUCGGAUUGGUUUGUCAAGCAGUCCACGCAGUGCUCUGGGCCCGCUAUGAGAUGGCUUGCUGAUACGUCUCCCACGGGACUCGUGUCGCACGAUCAGAACGGAUGUAAUAUUGUUGAGGCUUUGCAAGCGAGGAAGACAAAGACCUUUAAUGGGCCCCGUGCCGGUUUUAGGCUGCGGUGGUGUAUUGGUCUUGUUGGUACAGCGCGAGCGGACUUUCCCUUGCCAGCGAAGCUGCCGGGGAAUGUGGGUGGCGGUUGGGAUUGA
Penicillium odoratum is the source of this 369-nucleotide messenger RNA. RefSeq lists its product as uncharacterized. NCBI's taxonomy places the organism in Eukaryota, Fungi, Ascomycota, Eurotiomycetes, Eurotiales, Aspergillaceae. The record is from RefSeq and is a predicted model, not a curated record. The transcript has a single exon. Bases 1 to 369 code for a protein of 122 amino acids.